UUGAAAGCAUCUCCUCAAUUGUCUAUGACAAGAGAUGCAGAGGCAGUCCAGUUGCUAUUAGUUGGCUUACCGUCCAAUUACAGGAAUUCCCUUUUCGAUCAACUGACACAAGAUCAAAGAGACAAUUCCUUUCUUGAAGCUUUGCGGCAAAGUUAUGGGAAGCCUCCUAAUGAAAGUGGUGAUGAUAACAGAGAACAUGAUGAGCAGAAGGUUUCAGAAAGGAAAUCAACCUCUAUUUCUAGCCACGAAGCCCUCGUCCAAAAUCCAGUCAAGAGUUCUAAUGAUGCAAGAAAUGCAAAAAAGGCUUCACCAAAAUCAGCUAAACCGAGUUCUGCAGCUGUCCAAACCCCUUCACCUGAUGCCUCCCGCGGAAAGAAUAAGUUCUUCCUGGCAAAGUGGUUUGGUUUUAAAUGAGGACAAAAAUCUGGGGCAUUUUGUUCAUUGUAAAUUCAUAUAGAAGAACCUGAAUUUGAUAACAUGUUAGAAGAAAAAACUGAAACCGUCUUUAAGAUAUCUGCCAGUUUCAACAGACGGGCGAGAUUGGUUCGGGUAAACUAUUUCUGUUUGUGCUUGGAAGAGGAAAGAUUUGAAACUAGGACCCAUAAUUUAGUAAGAAGAGGGAAUGUAAAAUGCCUUUGUGGCCUAUUGUAUUGUUACUUUUGUCUCAGACAAUAAUGGUUCAAGUUGCAAAAAGUUUUAGCUUUUGCUUAUAUGACAGUGUUUUU
This is a messenger RNA of Prunus mume (Japanese apricot), 725 nucleotides long. RefSeq lists its product as uncharacterized. Lineage: Eukaryota; Viridiplantae; Streptophyta; Magnoliopsida; Rosales; Rosaceae. Gene Ontology annotation, cellular component: cytoplasm. Gene Ontology annotation, molecular function: exopolyphosphatase activity. The record is from RefSeq and is a predicted model, not a curated record.